UAGUUAUAGCUCCACACACACACACACACACUGCACAAAGAAACCACACCCACAGAAAAAAAUGCAACCUUUCACAUGUUUCAUGGCAUCCCUUUUAGUUUUAGCCCUCCUCUCCUUCACCACCAUCUCCGCGACUCCAAGACUCAGAUUAGAAACCGAUUCCGACACCGAUUUCAUCAAGGCAUCAUGUGAAGCCACAAAGUACGCCGACUUGUGCUUCAAAACCCUGUCCCCGUUUGCGACCACUGUCCAAUCGAGCCAAAUGCAAUUGGCGAGUCUGGCGCUGAGUUUGAGCUUGAAGAGUGCCAAAUCGACGUCGAAAGCCGUGAAGGAGCUGUUGAAAGGGCGGGAUGUGAGUAUGCAGGACGGGAUGGCGGUGGAGGACUGUUUGGAGAAUAUGAGUGAUUCGGUGGAUGAGAUGCGGAAAUCGGUGGUGGAAAUGAAGGGAUUGGAUGGACCGGAUUUUGAAGAGAAAAUGGGGAAUGUGAAGACGUGGGUGAGUGCUGCGUUGACAGAUGAAGAUACUUGUAUGGAUGGAUUUGAAGAAAAUGUUGGGAAGAUGAAGGAGACGAUUAGAGGAUAUAUAGUAAAUGUUGCAGAGUUAACAAGCAAUGCUUUAGCUCUCAUUAGUAAUAUUUCUUAGAUCUUUAUUGUAAAAAAAAAAGAGAGUGGCACUGCUUUGUUGUAAAAUAUAUUUAUUUUAUUUAUUAGGUUAUAGUGAACUCCUUGUCAAUUAAGCAGCAUGACUGGGGGUGGUUUCACUAGAGUGAAAAAAAAGUUGUUUUAAAGAGUGUUUGAAUGUUGAUGUUAUCAAUAAUUGGGUCCUACCAUCUCUAGAAUUAAUGUUGUCAGGUACUUUUUGGUGGUAAAGUUUAAAAUCAUAUUAAUACAGUAUUAGUUUUGCAA
Molecule: messenger RNA, 906 nt
Organism: Lactuca sativa (garden lettuce)
Lineage: Eukaryota; Viridiplantae; Streptophyta; Magnoliopsida; Asterales; Asteraceae
Product: pectinesterase inhibitor 7
Biological process (GO): negative regulation of catalytic activity
Molecular function (GO): enzyme inhibitor activity
Source: RefSeq, a predicted model, not a curated record